UCUCUCUCUUACUCCCUCAGUGAACAAACAUCCAUCGAGAGAGAGAGAGAGUGGGAGCCGAGCUUCGAUUUUUUUUCCCCCAUUUUCCAUGGCGAACUUCCAACAUGGGUCCUCCUUCUCCAGUCUCAGAGCUUACCUCCACGCCCUCUCUCAGACUCCUUCCCGGCUCGCCCGACGGGCUUGCUCCGUCUCCUCCUCCUACGAGGAGAUGAGCCGGGUCCGGUGCUUUUCCGGCUCGGACAUGGCCAAGACUCUCCGGUGGCCCGACCUUGUCGGGUUCGGCCUCGGCGGGAUGGUCGGGGCGGGAGUCUUCGUGACGACAGGGCACUCCGCACGGUUCUACGCAGGUCCCGCCGUGGUUGUGUCCUACGCCAUUGCCGGCCUCUGCGCCCUUCUCUCCGCCUUCUGCUACACCGAGUUCGCCGUUGACAUGCCCGUCGCCGGCGGUGCCUUCAGCUACCUCCGCGUCACCUUCGGCGAGUUUGCGGCGUUCUUGACGGGGGGGAACCUGAUAAUGGAGUACGUGACUUCUAACGCCGCUGUCGCGAGGAGCUUCACGGGUUACAUGGGCGCCGCCGUCGGAGUCUCCUCUGCCAACUGGAGAUUCACAGUCGGUUGGCUUCCCAAAGGCUUCAAUGAAAUCGAUUUGGUCGCCGUCGCCGUUAUCUUGAUCGUAACUCUCAUCAUCUGUUACAGCACGCGGAAGAGCUCGGUGGUGAACAUGGUCCUGACAACGCUGCACCUGUUGUUCAUCGCCUUCGUGAUCCUAAUCGGGUUCUCUAAAGGGGAUUGGAAGAACUUCACUGAGCCGGGCGACCCCAAGCACCCGGGCGGGUUCUCCCCUUAUGGCGUGUCGGGGGUCUUCAAUGGGGCGGCAAUGGUGUACCUGAGCUACAUUGGCUACGAUGCCGUCUCAACCAUGGCCGAGGAGGUCAAGAACCCGAUCAAGGAUAUCCCGGUAGGGGUGUCGGGCUCAGUUAUUCUAGUCACGGUCCUCUACUGCUUGAUGGCCGCAUCUAUGUCCAUGCUCAUGCCUUAUGAUAUGAUAGAUGAGGACGCACCAUUCUCCGCGGCGUUCAGCGGCGGAGGAGGGGGAGGGCGGCGGUGGAGGUGGGUGUCCAACGUAAUAGGGGCUGGGGCCAGCUUCGGGAUCCUGACGUCACUGUUGGUGGCGAUGCUGGGGCAGUCACGCUACAUGUGCGUCAUCGGACGGUCCAGAGUGGUCCCCGCUUGGUUCGCCCGGGUCCACCCCGCAACAUCAACGCCCGUCAACGUUUCUGCUUUUCUCGGAAUUCUGACCGCAGCUAUAGCGCUUUUCACCGAACUGAAUGUCCUCCUGGACCUCGUAUCGAUCGGGACCCUUUUCGUCUUCUAUAUGGUGGCAAACGCCGUCAUCUACCGGCGCUACGUCUUCACCCCGGCGACCGUGAACCCCUGGCCAACCAUCUCCUUCCUUGCUUCUUUUUCCCUCACCUCAGUUAUCUUCGCCCUCGUGUGGCAGUUGUUCCCCCCGGGCAAGCCCAAGAUCCUCAUUCUUUGCGUGUGCGGGGUUGUGGCGAUCGGUAUCCUGCAGCUGUUCCACUUUACCGUGCCCCAGACCCGGAAGCCUGAGUUUUGGGGCGUACCAUUGAUGCCCCACGUCCCAUGUGCAUCCAUCUUCCUCAACGUUUUCCUUCUUGGGUCCCUCAAGGGUCCAUCCUAUGCCAGGUUCGGGAUUUUCUCGGCCAUCCUGGUGGUUGUGUAUGUUCUGUACAGUGUCCAUGCUAGCUUUGAUGCGGAGGGUGACGGGUCGAUCGGUCAAAAGAGCAGUGAUUUCAUCAAGAGCUCGGAAUCUCAUGGUGAUCAAGAAAGUGGUGACCCAAUUGGCCUCAAAGCGUAGAGAUAAUGUCUGUGCUUAGGCCCCUUUUUUGGCUCAGUGACCCUUUGGAGGAGCCCUUUGUGUCUGUUUUGUUAUAUCAAUGAGGUUCUCCAAAAGGGCUGAAAGAAAGAAAGAAAGAAAGAAAGAAAGAAGAGUAAAGAAGAUUAGCAUACUCCUCUUCUUUUUCUUUAAAUGUUUUUAGGGCACAAAGGAUAAUUUUGUGCAAGCUCUCAAUGCAAUGCUGAAAGUAAAUUAGUUAAUUCCCUAGUUUUUAUUCUCCCUCUCUUCUUGGUUAGUUUUUUUCACUCAUAUACUUAAUGUUGGUCGGAUUACAAGUUUUUCUCACCCAAUUACUAAUUCGGGCAUUGGUUUGCAUA
Messenger RNA from Punica granatum (pomegranate), 2235 nucleotides. Lineage: Eukaryota; Viridiplantae; Streptophyta; Magnoliopsida; Myrtales; Lythraceae. The record is from RefSeq and is a predicted model, not a curated record.